This is a messenger RNA of Stylophora pistillata, 2429 nucleotides long. RefSeq lists its product as uncharacterized. The record is from RefSeq and is a predicted model, not a curated record. NCBI's taxonomy places the organism in Eukaryota, Metazoa, Cnidaria, Anthozoa, Scleractinia, Pocilloporidae.
ACCCACCUUUUAAAGGUGUUUGCACGGAACGACCCCACUAUUAUGUUUCUUUUGUGACAGUCAAAUGUUUAAUUCUGUUCGUCUGUUACGGAGCAUGCCGAGCCUAUUAAGUUUCACUCGACUUCGGCUCAGACAAUUUUUCGCUCUGUUGCUUUCAAGAGGUAACCGCAGAAUGUAAACACGCUGUACUUCAAGAAGGCCACUGUCACAGAGGAAGUCGAAACCGCGAUAAGCGCUGCGCUGUAGCCCGAUCGGCGCAAACGCACGUCAGCGCUUGUCGAGAAUCGACUAGCAUACGUCGAAGAGAAGGAAAAAAUUGGAAAGGAUGCACGAGAGAUGAGUUAAUUACUAGUGAUAUCGUUCAAAGGAGAGCGUCGUCAAUUGAAGUAUGGAAUUCGUUGAAAGGGUUUUACGAGUUGCCAUCUGUAGUUUGUUAAUUUACGGUUGUUUCGAAGGAAACGUUGUUCAAAUCGGAGCCCAGAAAGCGGCUCUCAGCGAAAGUACAAACAACGGAGGCGGGGAAGAAAUAAGUAUUGUGCUUUUAAACGAUGAAUUUCGCAAAAUAUCGAAGAGCGAACACAGGAGGAUAACAAAGAGAGACGUCGAAAGUAAGGAACCUGUAGAUGACGAAGAUACAAACAUUCUUGCAAAUGUUUCAAUCGUCUCGCCAAGCAAGGUUAAGAUUGAUAUAUCACCAACGAGAAAAUAUGAAGGAAAUUCGAGCGAUACCGUCGCUAUUAAUCCGCAAUACAGGACUCCAGGCAUAAUGAGUGCCAGCAUCGAUGCUAUAGUUACAACAAGGUUCGUAAAAAGCUCAAUUCAUACAACCUCCAUUGUUUCAUCUAAAAUUCGCGCUACUGAAACUUUCAGUGAAUUACUCAGCCGCUCAGCGAUUAUAAAUCCUAAAAAACUGCCAACAACCCGACCCAUAACAGAAGAAGGGACUCCUAAAGGAGGCAGCGAUGUAGAGACGCAAAAAGAUCCGAAAGAAAGCGAAAGGAGGAAGACCCUCUUUGGAUUUGUGACGAUCGAAAUUCUCGUGGCACUGCUGGCAGGCGCAGCUUGCGCUGUAAUUCUGCUCAUAUUUUUGGUAUAUCGGCUGAAAAAGCGAAACGAAGGAAGCUAUGAACUUCAGGAAUCGAUGAGCUUAAAAACAGCCGCAUACGCAGAAGAAAAAGAGGUUUUUGUAUAAAUUGGUUGAUGUGUUUACCUUUUGUUUCGACGUAAAGAUCGAUGUAGAUUUGUGACUUUAUUACAACCCCUUAAUUUAAUGGCUGUAAUAUAACUCGAGAGAGACAAUUUCAUUUCGAAUGGCCAGUCGUUGAAUUCGAUAGAAAAAUAUUCGGCUUAAAAAGUGAACUCAUCUUGAAGUAUUCUUUGAGAUUUUGCUGACAGCGUGUGAGCUGAAAGCUAUUUCACUCAGCAGGUGUUUUGCAAGUUUUCGACUCGCCUGUGAAAAAGGGAAAGAAAUUGCAUAGACUAAUCGACUCGAUCUUUCGUUAAGAAGCGAUAACGCUGAUUUCCAAGCCUGUUAAAUGGAUAUGUUCUAAAAUGUAUGAAUAGUUCUCCGAUAGAAUUGUAUUUAUUAUGCGUCGAAGAAAACUGUAGACAAAAGAAAUAGAAGUUUUAAUAUGGAAUAUGCAAAUAUUUGAAUUGGAGAGUGGCGAUGGCGUAAAAGUCAUUUUUAAAACCUAUUUACAUGGUGUGUACUAUAACGAUAUUUUAUCGGAUAAGAUGAAAAAUUUUUUCUCUGGAAUAUAUGUGACUUUCUAUGACGUUUAAGAAACUGAAAAAAGCAUUUUCAAAAUUUCAUUUUCGAUGGCUAUUGUCUUUAUCAUAAUUGUUACUGUUUUCAGAAUUUCAAUUCUGUUUUCAUUAAUAAUUCCCUGCUGUUGAAUACAGCUCAAACUGGAAACGAUCGGUUUAAGCUGGAAGAAAUUAGACUAGUAAAUUAACCAUGUCUUUUCCUACUAUAAUUUCGACCAAGUCUUGAUAACAUUAAGCCUUGCUGAAAAAAUUUCGAAAUUUGUUAAACAAGAGACAAAUCAGGUGUGGGAUUAUAUUAGUAUUUUUUUUAGCAGUGUUUUUAAUUUUCCAAAAAACGACACUCCCUAUCGACACAUAAGCUAUAAUUAUAAUCACCAAUACAACUAGAAAGAUGGAUUGCGGAGUUCAACGAAGAACGUAACCUUUUCAAGCGAUAAGACAAGAAGAAAUGAUAUUGUGCGACUUUUGGCCUCUCAAUGUAAUUAAAAACAAAAAAUUUAAGUUGCUUUGGCAUUUCCGGACUCUUUAUAUUGCUAGCUUAGUUUACUUAAGCUCUGUUGUUAUUUAGCUUUGUGCUGUUUUAGUUUGAAUGAAAAUGUUAUCUUGAAAGAAAGACAUUUCAUGUAAUAGAAGUGCAAAAAUGAAUGGAAUUUUUAAAUGUU